GGGCUGCGUGGUUCCUCUUCUCGGCGGCUCCGGAGAGGGCAGACCAUGGACGGGCUGCGGGCUAGCUCCGGGCUCUUGAGACGCGGGCGGUUGAGGCGCCGGCGCCAGCCACAGCCACACAGCGGGUCGGUCCUGGCCCUGCCCUUGAGGCCCAGGAAGAUCCGAAGGCAGCUGAGGAGAAGUGUUGCGUCCCGCAUGGCCGCGCUGAGGGCCCAGACGCUCCCGAGCGAGGACUCGGAGGACUCGAGGGUGGAGUCGACGGUGGACGAUCCCGGGGACCCGCUGCCUGCUGGGGCGGCGGCCAUCCCGGAUGCGGCCCGGCGGGAGCCGUACGGCCACCUGGGGCCUGCAGAGCUGCUGGAGGCCUCGCCCGCGGCCCGCUCCCUGCAGACCCCGCCGGCGCGCCUGGUGGAGGCGCCCGCCCUGCCCGCGCGCCUGGUGCCGGCUUCCGCGCCGCCUGCGCGCCUGGUGGAGGUGCCCGGCGCGCCAGCGCGCGCGGUGGAGACCUCGGCCCUGCUGUGCUCUGCCCAGCACUUGGCGGCCGCCCCACCGGCCGUGGUCCCUGCGACGCUCUCGGGGCCGCAGGUGGACAGCACGGGCGGGGAGCUGUCCUGGGACUCCCCGCUGCUGCGCGUCUUGGCCGAGCUGAACCGCAUCCCCAGCAGCCGGCGGCGGGCGGCGCGCCUGUUUGAGUGGCUCAUCUCACCCAUGCCGCCGGAUCAUUUCUAUCGGCGCCUGUGGGAGCGGGAGGCGGUGCUGGUGCGGCGGCAGGACCACACCUACUACCAGGGUCUUUUCUCUACCGCCGACCUGGACUCCAUGCUGCGCAACGAGGAGGUGCACUUCGGGCAGCACCUGGACGCCGCGCGCUACAUCAACGGGCGGCGAGAGACCCUGAACCCGCCGGGCCGCGCCCUGCCCGCCGCCGCGUGGUCCCUGUACCAGGCCGGCUGCUCCCUGCGCCUCCUCUGUCCGCAGGCUUUCUCGACCACCGUGUGGCAGUUUUUGGCUGUGCUCCAGGAGCAGUUUGGCAGCAUGGCAGGCUCCAACAUUUACCUCACGCCCCCCAACUCGCAAGGUUUUGCCCCCCACUACGACGACAUCGAGGCUUUUGUGCUGCAGCUGGAAGGUAGGAAACUCUGGCGUGUCUACCGACCCCGGAUCCCCACUGAGGAACUGGCCCUGACAUCCAGCCCCAACUUCAGCCAGGAUGACCUCGGUGAGCCAGUACUGCAGACUGUGCUGGAACCUGGAGAUUUGCUCUAUUUUCCUCGGGGCUUCAUCCACCAAGCCGAAUGCCAGGAUGGAGUGCACUCUCUGCACCUCACUUUGUCCACGUACCAGCGCAAUACCUGGGGCGACUUCCUGGAGGCCGUACUGCCUCUGGCAGUGCAGGCUGCAAUGGAAGAAAAUGUGGAGUUUCGUAGGGGUCUGCCCCGAGACUUCAUGGAUUACAUGGGGGCCCAGCAUUCGGAUUCUAAGGAUCCGCGAAGAACUGCUUUCAUGGAGAAGGUGCGGGUUUUGGUUGCCCGCUUGGGACACUUUGCCCCUGUCGAUGCGGUGGCUGACCAGCGAGCCAAAGACUUCAUCCACGAUUCUCUGCCCCCUGUGUUGACUGAUAGGGAAAGGGCACUAAGUGUUUAUGGGCUCCCAAUUCGUUGGGAGGCUGGAGAACCUGUAAACGUGGGGGCCCAGUUGACAACAGAAACAGAAGUGCACAUGCUUCAGGAUGGGAUAGCUCGGCUGGUGGGAGAGGGAGGCCAUUUGUUUCUCUAUUAUACAGUGGAAAACUCCCGUGUUUAUCAUCUGGAGGAACCUAAGUGCUUGGAGAUAUACCCCCAGCAAGCUGAUGCCAUGGAACUCUUGCUCCGCUCCUACCCAGAGUUUGUAAGAGUAGGGGACCUGCCCUGUGACAGUGUGGAGGACCAGCUUUCUUUGGCAACCAUGUUAUAUGACAAGGGGCUGCUGCUCACCAAGAUGCCUCUCACCUGAACUAGUUUCUUGUUGAUUGCUGAAAACAAGACAGUAGUGAUUCUCUCCUACCGUUACCACCUUUUUGGGGGAAAAACUCAUGUUCUUACCUUGAUAACCAUCAAUGUGCUCACAUUUACCUUUAUGACUUCUUCAAUGUCACAAAUCUCAAAUGAUCUUCUAGGAACCACCACCUCAUCUAGGCACAAAAUAAAAGCAGAAGUUGGAGGUGGAAAUAAGGAGCUACUUAUGCAGAAGUGACCUUGGUCCCUGAUAAUUUCAGAGCACCAACUUCAUCAUCACCCUCAGGCUUCAGUGUACUGUGUAGCACUAGCUGGGUCAUUCUGCUUGAGACAUUAGAAGUUUUUAUUUGGAAUUUGCAUCCUUCAUUUGAGUUCUCUUUCAUCAAUUUGGGGGGAGGGUUGGGGUCAGUAUCGUGUUUGUCAUUGUGAGUUUGUAUGAAUAUUAGAAAAGUUAUUAAAGUGCCAAAGAAUG
Messenger RNA from Equus quagga, 2466 nucleotides. RefSeq names its product ribosomal oxygenase 1 (gene RIOX1). The transcript has a single exon. NCBI's taxonomy places the organism in Eukaryota, Metazoa, Chordata, Mammalia, Perissodactyla, Equidae. The record is from RefSeq and is a predicted model, not a curated record. Gene Ontology annotation, molecular function: histone H3K4 demethylase activity; histone H3K36 demethylase activity. Gene Ontology annotation, cellular component: nucleolus. The coding region runs from base 46 to 1992 and encodes 648 amino acids.